AUGCGGCCGUCCGAUCUUCAAACGUGCCGUUGCAACACAAAGGAUGUGGACGGGAGCCCUUCCCGUCUGAUGUCACGUCCUUGGCCUUUAAAAGUCCCUCGGGAAAAAGGAGGGAAUCGCACCGAGUCCAGCUCGGCCGCUCAGCGCGGGGGCAAGUGCGGGAUCCGAGCCGGGCCGGUCCUGCCACCGACCCGCGGGGGAAGAGGGGGUCCGGGGCCCGGCAGCCGGUCCGCGAGCAUGGCCAGGGGCCCAGCCCGGCCCCCGUUCCUGCUGUGGGUCCUCGGCAGCCUGGGGGCGGCCGCUGGCUCCCCGCCCUCCUUGCCCGGGCCCGGCCCGGCCUGGGGGGCGCCCAGCCCGGCCUGGGGGGCGCCCAGCCCGGCCUGGGGGGGGCUGACCCACUUGUACACGGCGACCGAGCGGAGCGGCGUCCACCUGCAGAUCCGCAAGGACGGACGCGUGGACGGGACGCCCCGCCAGACCGUCUACAGCGCCUUGUCGAUCAAGGCAGAAGACGCCGGGACGGUGGUGAUCACGGGUGUGAAGAGCGGCCGCUACCUGUGCAUGCAUCCCCGAGGCCACGUCUUCGGCUCGCACUCCUUCAGCCCCGAGGGCUGCCGCUUCGCGCACCGGCGGCUGGAGAACGGCUACGACGUGUACCACUCGCCCUCGUCCCUCCUCCUGGUCAGCCUGGGCCGGGAGAAGCGCGUCUUCCAGCCGGGGGCCAACCCGCCGCCGCUCGCCCAGUUCCUGCCCCGCCGCAACGAGCUCCCGCUGGCCCGCUUCCACACCCCGGCGCCCCGCCGCCGCCGCCACACCGGCCACGCUCCCCCGGACGCCAGCGACCCUCUGGUCAGCGAGGUGGUCCACAUGGUGGGCGCCUCCCGCCGGGCCCCGCCCGGGCCCCCCGACCCGCCCCAAAGCCCCAGGCCCGACCCCGGAGACCCCGCCGGGGUCCUGCACUACUGGCCCGCCUACUGGCCCGCCGGGCCGCCCCCGACCGGCUAGGCCUGGACCCCCUACUCCUCUCCCAACCGGGGACCCCUCCCUCCAGCAAGGCCCCUGGGCAGCCCAUUCCUCUUUAAAGAAUUAGGCCCCCCGGGGGAGAGAGAGAGGGGGGCGCGUAACUCAGUGUCCCCUCACCCCCGAGCUCCCUCCAGAAAGGCCCCUGGGCAGCCCAUUCCUCUUUAAAGGAUUUAACCCCCCCAGGGGAGAUGGAGGCGCGUGACUCAGUGUCCCCCCCACCCCGAGCUGCAGGUCAGCAAGUGGGGCACAGCUGGUGAACCCAAACCACCCCCCAGCCCUGCCCCCUUGCUCACGGGUAGGAAUAUUUAUUUAUUUAUUUGGCCAGUAGCGCCUAGCCGGGGUAUCUACGGAUAUGCUGUAUCCCUCUCUUCGACUUCGGGAGGCUUAAAAGGAGAAAUAAAACGCUCGCUCCCCUUAU
Molecule: messenger RNA, 1441 nt
Organism: Tachyglossus aculeatus (Australian echidna)
Lineage: Eukaryota; Metazoa; Chordata; Mammalia; Monotremata; Tachyglossidae
Gene: FGF23
Product: fibroblast growth factor 23
Exons: 3
Coding region: 1-1005 (334 amino acids)
Biological process (GO): fibroblast growth factor receptor signaling pathway; positive regulation of gene expression; animal organ morphogenesis
Cellular component (GO): cytoplasm
Molecular function (GO): growth factor activity; type 1 fibroblast growth factor receptor binding
Source: RefSeq, a predicted model, not a curated record